UGGCUGGCGCAAAGCGCAGGCUUGUGGUGGGCUGUUUGUCUGCGUGAAGCUGGCAUGGCCUCCCAUUCCCCUGCAUCUGUUCCCCAUUAGCAGAGCCGAGAGUAUAAAGCAGGGAGCUGACAGGGGCUGGGAACAGUCUAGCUCUCGCCUGGAUCAUGGGGUUUACUAUCUGGCUGUGCGUGCUGUGCCUGCAGGCGAGCCUGCUGUCACACGCCCUCGACUGCUCGGGAGCGACUCAGGGAGAGCUGUGUGUCAGCGGACAGACCGCAGACGGACAGUAUGAUGAUCAGAAGCAGCAGAGGGCGCUACCCUUAACUGAAGGACUGGUUUUGCUCAGACGUAAGAGACAGUUUGAGCGGAGGGGUCCCACCCACCUGAGUCACUCCAGCCUGCCCGGGGCAGUCUCUGUCAAAGGCUUCCCUAACACUCUCAUCCAGGCUGAUAGGUCCAGGCGACACUUGGGUCAAGCUGCGAAUAAAAAAAAGAAGCGCAUAUCCCGCGUCGGCUCCUUCUCCCUCCUUAGCAACGACAAGAAAUCCAACCCCCUACAGGUGAUUAGAGCAAGGAGACAGGUGAAGCCCACACCACCUAAGAAGGGGAAAUCAGGGCGUUCUGGGGCCUUCUCUGUUCUGGGAGAUCCACAGAAUGAAGAGCAGAACAACAGAUCCCAAAGAAGCGUAUAGAAGACGAGUGCUACAAAAUAAAAUGUUCCUUCUAAUUUUUGCCACAGUAAAAAUGUGCCCACAUUUUACCAACAAUAUGCAAACUGGAGAGAAAAUCUGACACUUGGAAUAACAGCUUUGAUGUUUAUUUUGUUGUUUCCACCAUUACUGUUUCAGCUGUAAGCUAGCUUACAUUUAUCAGCCAGUCUGCACUUAAGGAUACUUUUAUAUACUUAUUUUAAGUUUCUAAUAUAUUCCUGCAUGUUAUCACAAAACAUAUUAAUAUUCUAGUCUGGCAUUUUGUUGUAACCUAUUUAAUCACAGAUUCCUUAUGAAGAUUGGGGGUAUAUUUUAUUAAAUAUUAAAUAUUUCUUGUGUUGUUGUAUCAGAUUUCCAAAAAAGUUUAGUAGAGACAUACGGUGUAAAAGUCUUUAAACAUUAUGCACUUUAUGCUUCACUGGAGCCCUCUCUAUAAAAUUGGAUAAUAGUUUUUACACUCUGAGCUCCAUUAAGAAAUUAAACUGUAUAACAGGU
Lates calcarifer (barramundi perch) is the source of this 1196-nucleotide messenger RNA. RefSeq lists its product as uncharacterized. The record is from RefSeq and is a predicted model, not a curated record. NCBI's taxonomy places the organism in Eukaryota, Metazoa, Chordata, Actinopteri, Centropomidae. The transcript has 6 exons. Bases 156 to 683 code for a protein of 175 amino acids.